AUGAGUUCUUCUUCUGAUAGAGGCCAGUCUAAUGAGAGCGGUGAUAAGUUCAUCGCCACGACAAGUGGCGGUCGAAACAACCCGAAACAGAUCCAUAUUGCACACAGACGGUCUGCUAGUGAACUAACCAAUCUCAUGAUUGAACAAUUCACUCUCCAGCGGCAGCUGGAGAUCGUGCAAGCCCAACAGCAGCAACUGAUUGCUCAGCAACAGAUGGCGCAUCAACCUGGUCAAUUUCCUGCAGGGAUGGCUGUCCCUGGUCACGGCUCGUUCGUGCCCCAGCCACCCCAUCCGAUGUACAGCAACACCGUAACCCCUUCGCCUUCUACUCAGAAUAGCAGAAGCCGGUCCCACUCCAGGAACAAUUCCGGCUACUAUAAUAACAACGAAUUCGCUCCACCGUCAGGAGGUCACCGGAAAACAGCAUCUCAAUCCGGAGUGUAUGGCCACAACCGUAGGCACUCGCUUGGUCUAAACGAGGCCAAAAAAGCCGCUGCUGAGGAACAGGCCAAAAGAGCUAGCAGUGGCAUUGCUUUCAAGAUUGAAGACGUGGAAAGCUUGGAUUCUGAAGGACGUCUUGUGUCCGAUCCAAGUGAGCAGUCCGGAUUCAAGUUUCCAACUUCCCCCGUGGAAAAUCUUAAGGGUAACACUCCUCAAACAGUCAGAAACAGCAAUGUCUCUCCUCAAAGGUCGUACCAGUUCCCUCCUAGUAAGGAGAACAGUGACGAUUUUACUCCGGUGAAUACCCCCCGUAGAAAUUCAAACGCUAAGGCCAAGGAUGCUCUAGGCAUCAAUACCAACUGGCGUUCCCAGCAGCAGGCACUACAACCGCCCCAGCCAACGCCUUCGCACGCACAACAAUCCUUUUCUUAUCACAAGAAAAGCUUGUCUCGGGAACAUUCGUCCUUCGGUGGGCUGGAACCGCCACCGGUCUUUCAACCUGGCCAUAGGUCUCGCAACUCAAAUUUGUCAACCCACAGUUUUUCAUCCAACAAUACUAGCGGAAAUCAAAAUGGUCGGAAAUCUCUAUUUGCUCCAUAUUUGCCACAGGCUAACAUUCCUGAGCUAAUCGAAGAAGGAAGAUUGGUUUGCGGCAUUUUAAGGGUCAACAAAAAGAACAGAUCUGAUGCUUGGGUUAGCACUGAUCGCAUUCUCGAUGCAGACGUUUACAUUUGUGGUUCCAAAGAUCGCAAUAGAGCUUUGGAAGGCGAUUUAGUUGCUGUUGAACUUUUGAUGGUUGAUGAUGUUUGGGGUUCCAAGAAGGAAAAAGAAGAGAAAAAGAGGAGGAAGGACGCUAGCAGCCAGCAGGACAUCCCCUUAAAUAGCAACGAAGACUAUCAUAAUGAUGCUUCCGCUCGUACAGCUCCUGCUUCGAGCUCUUCCACGUCUUUAAAUUCCUCCGAAAAGGGUGACCAAUCAUCACCCGCAAAAUCAGGUAGCAUCAAGAGAAAAGGCUCUUUGAAACAACGGCCAACACAAAAGAAGAACGAUGACGUUGAAGUUGAGGGCCAAUCUUUACUUCUUGUUGAAGAGGAGGAGAUUAGUGACACAUAUAGACCUCUUUACGCAGGCCAUGUUGUCGCCGUGUUGGAUAGAAUUCCGGGCCAACUCUUCAGUGGUACAUUGGGGUUAUUAAGACCUUCUCAACAGGCCAACAGUGAUUCUAACAAGCCUAACAAGCCUAAGAUUGUUUGGUUCAAACCUACUGACAAAAAAGUGCCACUUAUCGCCAUUCCAACAGAACAGGCACCUAAGGACUUUGUGGAGAAUUCUGAAAAGUACGCAAACAAAUUGUUUGUUGCUUCGAUUAAGCGCUGGCCUAUUACCUCUUUACACCCUUUCGGAACUUUAGUCUCUCAACUAGGCGAAAUCAAUGAGCCAGAAACCGAGGUUGACGCGAUUUUGAGAGAUAACAACUUUCUUUCUGAUGAAUACUUAGACCCCCAAGACCGCAGCAAAGAGAGAACUACAUUCCAGCCAAUCGCGUUAUCGGAGGAUAAUCUGAAAGCAAGAAAAUUCUUUGAAAAUGCUGUUGCAAUCUCUGAGACAAAUGAUUUCUCUGACUUAGCUUUGCACCUGCAAAAAUUACCUGAUGGUACUUUUGAAAUUGGCUGCCACAUUGUUGAUGUAACUGCACACAUCGAGGAAGGUUCGUCGCUUGAUAGAAGAGCACGUAAACGCUCGUCGGGCGUAUUCAUUCCACAGAAAGUAGUUCACUUGCUGCCACAAACUUUGAACGAUGCUUUAAUGUUGAAACCUGGUAAAGCUACCGCAACCAUUUCGGUAGUAUACCGUUUCAACACUAAUUUCGAUAUUGUUUCCACUUGGAUGGGCGAGAGCUUGGUCAACCCUACUUCCUCAUUGACCUUUCAAGAGAUAAACAUGCAACUAACAUCCGGCUCACCAUCAAGCUUCGUUUCAACCAUCGAAAAGGCAGCAACGGCUUUUUGUCAGAAGCGUUUGGCCUCGAAAUUCGUAUCUCUUCAGCCAGAACUGUCCUUAUUGGAGAGCCUCGAUGACGAAAGGGUUAAAGUUGACCUCAACAUAUUUCAAGUCAGUGCUGCAGCCUCCAUCAUUUCUGAAAUUGAGCGUCAAGUGAACGGAACUGUGGCUCAAGCGAUUUAUGAUAAACUUGGAGAUUUAGCGUUUUUGAGAAGGCAAUCUAAACCGAUUGCCACCAAACUGUCUUCUUUUCAAAAGAAAGUCACGAAACUAGGACUCGAUAUUGAUGUUACUAAUUCUCAAACCACUUUAAGCUCUAUUCUAAAGAUCAAAGAUUACAGCGUCCGCAUGGGAAUUGAGAUCUUGUUGUACAAGACAAUGGGUCGCGCGAAGUAUUAUGUUGCGGGAAAGGUUGAGCCAGACCAUUACGAACAUUAUGCUUUGAAUGUGCCGCUGUAUACACAUUUCAGUGCCCCAUUGAGGAGAUACGCCGACCACGUGGUCCAUCGGCAACUCAAAUCUGUGUUGAACGGCACUCCCUACAAAGAAAGUGACGACUCAUUGAAAAUUACAUCCGAGUAUUGCAAUUUCAAGAAGGAUUGCGCUCAUCAUGCUCAAGAACAAGCUAUUCACCUUCUCUUGUGCAAGACUGUUAACGACAUGGGAAAUGCCACGGGCCAAAUUCUGACGAUGGCCACAGUGCUACAAGUUUACGAAUCUGCUUUUGAUAUACUAAUUCCUGAGUUUGGUAUAGAAAAAAGGGUCCAUGGAGAUCAAUUGCCACUCACUAAAGCUGAAUACGAUGGGAACGAACGCUUGCUCGAGCUUUAUUGGCAAGCUGGGGUUGAUAGUGCGACCUUUGUACCUGCAGAUGAGAAGAAUCCAAAGUCGUACCGUAAUUCAAUCAGAAAUAAAUUUAAGUCGGCCUCAAAAGAGAUUGCCGCAGUUCAGUAUCAGAAAAAUGCGGCCUCUCAAGAGCUUCUAACUGAUGAACUCUCAGAACAAUUGCGCGAUCUUCAUAUUGAUCCUCCCCUGUUGAACUAUCCUAAGUGUGACGAAGGUGAAGAUCCGUUGCAAUGCUUUUUGUCUGGUGUUAUGACAAGGCAGGAAAAUGAUAACAACAUUCAAGAAAUUCGCGAGCUGCAACAAGUUCCCGUUUUAUUGCGGGCCGAGGUUGGCAUGGCUUUGCCAUGCUUAUCCGUUCGAGUGCUGAAUCCAUUCGUUUCUCGAACCGGUUGA
Lachancea dasiensis is the source of this 3681-nucleotide messenger RNA. The record is from the annotation of a GenBank genome assembly. Lineage: Eukaryota; Fungi; Ascomycota; Saccharomycetes; Saccharomycetales; Saccharomycetaceae.